This is a messenger RNA of Dacryopinax primogenitus, 2563 nucleotides long. RefSeq lists its product as uncharacterized. Gene Ontology annotation, molecular function: DNA-binding transcription factor activity; sequence-specific DNA binding. The transcript has 4 exons. Lineage: Eukaryota; Fungi; Basidiomycota; Dacrymycetes; Dacrymycetales; Dacrymycetaceae. Gene Ontology annotation, biological process: regulation of DNA-templated transcription. The coding region runs from base 36 to 1916 and encodes 626 amino acids. The record is from RefSeq and is a predicted model, not a curated record.
CCUUCUCACCGCCUUCUUUACCUCCAUCAUCGACGAUGGAUUAUCAAAACUCGAUGGCCUUCUCUCAUUCUUCAUCCUCACAACAAUCCGCGCCACAACAUUCCUCAUCCUCCUCCGUCAACGCUCCCGCCCCAUCCAUGUACCCCUUGCAACCUGUCGCACCCCGCGACGACGAUCUUGGCUCGUCCCCUGAGGAGGACAACGACGGAGAGCAUGGUGGGUCAAGCUCUCAACAACAUGAUGAGAAUGGAGACCCAUCGCUCUCGCCAGGGGGGAGCAAGAAGUCCCAGCCCAAGGCGCAGACGUCGUUCCUAACCAAAUUAUAUGAUUUAUUGGAGAAGCCAGAGUACCAGUCUAUGAUACGGUGGGACGCGACAGGAGAGCACAUCAUCGUGGAGCGUCCCGAGAUGCUCGCGUUGCACGUCCUGCCCUCUGUUUACCGUCAGUCGCGUUUCGCGAGUUUUACGCGGCAGUUGAACAUCUAUGGCUUCUUCCGGAAAGCCAAUCUUCGGAAUCUGAACCCUGGAAUUGAGGACCCAGACGCGAGUACUUGGUCACACCCAACACUGCGUAGGUCAUCGAGGGGAACUGACGCAGUUACAAAUUUCAAACGGCGCGUGCAAGACCGCAAACCCAAGGGUCGGAAGAAGAUGUCUCCGCCGGGUCAUGGUCAGCCUGGCUUGCCUGGGGCUCACCCGGGGAUGCAGCCUGGCGGAUACCCACAGACUGCGUCUCGUCCAGGAACGGGGAUGAUGCCCCAAGGAUUGGGCAUGCAGGGUAACCCCGCACACCAAAACCGCGCUAGGGCAUACACCCAGCCUUCGUUGCACGUGAAUACGCGUCCGAUGUCUUCUCACGGUCCUUUGAGUGCUGGACCAGGUGGUUAUGGCUCACAGCAGCCAUCAUGGAACGGCGCCUAUCCGCAGCAAUCCCAGAACAUGCACUCACAAUACCCCAAUGCUACGUACAACUCCGGUUCUUCCUAUGGCACUUCCCCUACCGAUGACCCCACUUCACCCCACUACCAGAGUCACCAGAGUAACUUUAGCGCGGUGCCUAGUUCGUACCCGGGUUCAAGUUACCAGCAGCAGGAACCGCCGCAGAACCCUAACUGGCCGUCAUUCCCUAACGCGGGCUCGAAUGGUCAGAGUCUCCCUCAGCAAGGACAGAACGGGCACGCUCAGAGUACCCCGCACUCCAACCUCUCCUCCCUGCUCAAUCCUGCUGGCUAUUCUCGACCAGGUACCGCCACCGGUGCUCCUCCCAUCGCCAUCCAGACGCAAAACGCUAAUGGCUCCUUUUCCAACUCGCCCUAUACCAACGCCAUGUCCCCCGCGGCAACUCGUCCGGGGACGGCGUACAGUACGGCGAGCUCCAUGCCAGGUAUGAGUUAUGACAUGGAAUCGCAUUCCUCGGUGACGUCUACUGGCCCAGCCUCUGCAGGCCCGAACGGCCCUCAAUCGCCGUACGACUACCGUCCCCGCUCAUCCCAUGCGAACCAGCAGCCUCUCUCCAACCCGCAACAACACUCGAUGCACCCUCUCUCCCGCCCGAACACCUCCAUCGGCGCUGGAGCUUCUCCUGGCGCCGGUCGCCCGCGCCAAGCAAGUGGCUAUAGCGCCUAUCCCCUCCGCCCGCUCACUGCUCCUGGUGGGGGGAUGACGAUGGACAUGAACGGACAGCCGACGAAGGGGCUUAUGGGUAUGCAGAUGGAGCCGUACGCAUCUUCGCCAACCACGGCCGACUUUGCGCACUCUAUCCCCGUAUCGCAGGGAAACGAACCACACUUGGUUCGUCCUUCCACAGGACACUCUUCCUUGAGUGCAAGGUCCCGCGGCUCUAUGGCCACUCCCACGCCAGCAGACAGCAUGUCUCAGCCAUACGGGCACGAGUCGGUCCGGAUGGAGGCGGCCUGAAUCCGCCCAUAAAUGCUGCAUUUUGGAUACCACACCCUCGGCACCCACGAGUGGCAAGGUCAAGAUACCCAGCGUGCACUGGUCUCUCGGUCGCGCAAUGUGCAAUGCGGUCUUGUCGGUAAAAGGCUUUGGUUGGACGGAUGGCGUUCGGAAAGUCAAAACUUCAAGGUCUCGAUUUCGAUUUCAUUUCUCUCAGCUCUUAUGGAUGGUCUGGUCUCUCUGUUGUAUCUGGUACUGUCAUCAUGUCGCUUGCCCGAGUCUCCGGCUGCCCUUGUGAUAAUUGCUUGGCUCUGCCAAUUGUUCUCGAUGGUCGUUUUGCAGCGGAGUCCAGGCAGUGCAUGCCGGCGUACAUAGAUGUAUGCCGAAAACGUUUCUAUCACGCCAACGCGUGAAUGGACUUUGUUUACCCAUUUGCUUCGUUCUUGUGAUGCUUUUGUGCUCGUCUGGGCUGCAAUGUCACCGGUGUGCCAUUGUGUGCCUCCUUUCACCCGUUGUUUUGUGAGUUGCAGUGUGUUCGUUUCAUGUUAAUGAUCUUUACUCCCUCCCCAUUUGGGCCUUCGGUGGAAAUCUCCUUCAAGUUGCAACCAGUUUCUUUGUGAAACGCUGUAUCGGUCCCCGAUUUGUAGUAAUGAACUUGCAAUUAUGAC